Molecule: messenger RNA, 1950 nt
Organism: Penicillium cinerascens
Lineage: Eukaryota; Fungi; Ascomycota; Eurotiomycetes; Eurotiales; Aspergillaceae
Exons: 2
Coding region: 1-1950 (649 amino acids)
Source: RefSeq, a predicted model, not a curated record
AUGCAUUUACCAUCAGGUCCUGACCCAUACACCCUCCACAAAUCUAGUUCGGCACGGUAUAACGGCGAAGACCCUUCGCUCGCAAGGGACCAAUCCAGCACAGACAGUGGAGAUCUGGAGCUGGGCAACGCCCCCCUGCUUCCCUCGGAUUCCCUCGCACACCACGACUCGGAAUUGGACUCGAACUUUGACAUUGAGGAACACUGCCGGAAUACGCGGCGUGAUCCGCCCUUCUCUUGUUCCAGGGCCGGAUUUGUUGCUUGGUGUAAAGGGCCCGACCCGCCCCAUGUUUAUCGCGUGAAUUCUUGGUUUCCCAAGUGGCAGGCUGCACCGGCGCGGCUUGUCGAGCGAGGGCUUCCAAAGGGACCCAUGAAGAUGGCGGCGCUUUUGGGAGGGCUUUUGUUUUGGGUUGUUGUUUUCUUUUCGUUGCUCAAGAUGUCGGUUGCGGAUCAGGAGGUCUUAGGGUAUGGACAACCGGUCAAGCUGUCGUGUCACCAACGCCUGUGGAACAAUGCCACGGACUGCGGCGUCAACGGCGAACUAUGCCUUCCGUUCGAGGACCAGUCUUUCGCCUUUCGCUGCCCGUCCGGCUGUGCAGCUGCAAUUCUCCUAGAACCGUACAAUGUCGGUGAGAGGGAAUAUAACUAUCGACCCCAAGUUAUCGGGGGUGAACCGUCCAGACCGGGCGGUUACACCAGUGGUCUCUACCGCGGUGACUCAUCUAUCUGUGCCUCCGCGCUGCAUGCAGGGCUGAUUAGUGAUGCAAUGGGCGGCUGUGGUAUUCUGCAUCGCCACGUUCAAAAGAGCAACUUCGAGAACGUCACACAAAAUGGCAUCGAGAGCAUCCGAUUCUUGCCUCAUUUCCCAAUGUCGUUCAUGCUCAGCCGCCAGGCAUCGUCGCCUGGGUUGAGCGAGACAAAACUGGCCGAGUGUUCCGACAGUCGCUGGUCCCUCUUUGCAUUCACAUUGGCUGUGACGACUGCCCUGUCAAUGACUGUGAGCUCCGCGUCGGCAUUCUAUAGUGCCAUAUACUUCAUUGUUUGGUUCCAGGUUGCUAUGGCAUCUGACCCACCGACCUCGAGCUUCUAUGACCGGGUUUCCGUUUGUUUUGGCCGAUUCAUACCCGGCGCGUUCGUCGGCUUCGUAUUGUACUACUUCUGCGUGAAGUACACCCUGGGCGGCCUCGACGCGCACGUCGAGAAAACCAUCCUCUGGCUGGGUGGUUGCUGGGUUGGGGCCCUUAACACAGACACCUUCGACCACAUCCCCAUCUCCCGUUUCACGCUUCAUGACAUCCAGCAACAACCCGGCGCCUUCAUCGCCCUUUUAAUCAUCAUCAGUUCCCUUAUCGUAAUCACUUUCGUCCAAGCGUACUGUUUCCGCCGCGAAGGCCGCUUCUUUCCCAUGCUCCGCCUUUACGCCCUCCUCGUCCUAGGCGUCCUCAUCCUCGCCCUCAUUCCCUACAUGAACCUCCGCAUCCACCACGACCUCUUGGCCCUUCUCCUCCUUCCAGGCACAUCGAUGCAAACGCGCGCCAGCCUCCUGUUCCAAGGCAUCCUCGUCGGCCUGUACAUCAACGGCGUCGCCCGCUGGGGCUUCGGCUCCAUCCUCCAGACCCCCGCCUCCCUACUUGACGGCGCCAAACUCGGCACCGCCCCACCGGUAAUCAACCCGCCGCGCAUCGAGCACCAGAACCGGCUCGUGUUUUCCUUCCCUGAUCUCCCGGGGCACGUCGACGGGAUCAGCGUCCUGAUUAACGAUGUCCUUCGCUUCAGGAGCCUUAAGUCAAAUAAUAGCCAGGAUGUGGCCGAAUUUGUUUGGCAUCGGGGAUUUGCGAAUGAGAUUGAGUACUUCCGCUUUGGAUAUGUGCAUGCUCAUGCGCUGGGUGGGGUUUGGUAUGAGGACUUCACCGAGCCUGCGACUUGGGCGGUUGAUGGGAGCUUUUCCUAA